AUGGCCGAAGCAAUCGGACUAUUAACCGGUAUUCUUGGUGGUUGCGAUGUGAUAUUACGUGCUUCCACCGCAAUCGUUGGUUACAUCUCCGACAUCAACGAUGCGCCGAAGGAUAUCAAAAACCUCAGAGAUGAGAUAGAGAACCUCGAAGCAAUUGUCUCUGCUGUACGAGGCUUCUACCAGUCACCAAAAGCGAGUCGACUAAAGUCUGUCGUUUCUUCGCCGAUCACAUCCGUUGUCGAACAAUGCGAAACCUAUGUUACCGAACUCAAGAAGAAAUUCGAGGUGGAUGCGGCCAAACCGAAAGCAAUAUGGGUCUUGGGAUCAAAGGACCGCUAUCGUGUAGCCCUUCAAGAUAUAAAUCGCUACACGAGUAUAUUUCAACUCGGUCUGAGUCUUAGCGGCUGGGGCCUCCUUUCCAAGUCAUCCGAAGAAGCCAUGAGUGAGAUGAAAGCCAUUCGCAAAGACCUCCAGCAAGUAAUUGAGGUAAUAGAACCUAUUAAGGAGAUGAAAACAAAUGUGGAAGAAUGGAAAGAUCAUGUGAAACUUAUCGAAGGAGCAAUGGAUUUUUGCAAAAGAGCGGCUGUGGAUACCAGAGCAGUUUUGACUGUCGAAGAAGACUUAAGAAAACAAAGUGAUGAACGUCGAGGAAAGAUAGAUAGGGAGCGUGAGAAGAAAGAGCUUCUAGAUUUCAUUUCUGAAGCAAACUUCUUCAACAAACACAACGAUAUUGUCAAAAUCCGUCAUGAAAACACGGGCUCGUGGAUCCUGGAUGACGACUCAUUCAGAAACUGGUUCCAGACAUCCCGAAAUAAGACCUCUUCGGAUAAAUCGAUGAAACCUUCCACUCUCUGGUGCCAUGGAGCACCAGGAGCUGGCAAGACGGUAAUAUUCAGCCGAGUCGUCGAUUACAUGAGGAGCAGACAGAACAUUUCAAAUGUUGCGGUUGCAGCGGUCUACUUAAGUCACAACAAUACAUCACUGUAUCACGUAGAUCGGAUCUUAUUGGGGUUGGUUAGACAAUUUUCAGAGUCAUUAUAUGAUACUCAUAAUGAUGUUGAGUUUUGGCUCAGGGAACUAAUGCUGCAAUACAAGGGAUCACAAGAUAGGGAUCCAUCGAUAAAUGAUUGCAUGGACUUGUUCCAGAAAUUGACAACAGUUGGUAAAACCUUGGUUCUUUGUUUCGACGGACUCGACGAACUUCCAGAAAAUCAUCGAAGAGAGCUACUGCACAAGAUAACCUCGAUGACAGGCUGGUCCGGAUUAAAGCUGCUUCUUAUGUCGAGGUCGAACUUCAACAUAGGUAGCCUGCCACGCCUUGAGAUCCAUGUCUCUGCUCGCGACCACGACCUCCGAGAAUUCUUGAAUUUCAAAUUCAAUGAAAUCCACGGCGUGACAGUUCAAAGAGCGGAUGGGGAAAAGGCCAAUCGUCUUCAAAAGCUUGUGAUUGACAAAAUCAUCGCAACUUCACGAGGCAUGUUUCUACUCGCAAGCCUCCAGGUAAGCCAACUAGAAAUGGCAACCUCUAUUCGAGAAAUCGAAGACAUUCUUAAUGAGCUACCUGAGGAGCUUGAAGGACAAUAUGAAAAAUACAUGGCUCGCAUCAAGUCAUCGACACGUGCAAAACUGGCUAUGAACGCUCUGAAAUGGGCCACAUUUUCAUAUCGCCCUUUGACCUCAGACGAACUUGUCGAGGCUCUUGCUGUACGACCUGGGGACCCCGAUCGGGAUGAGUCGGGCUUCACUGCCAUAGAAACAGUAAUUGAAGCUUGCGGGGGGUUGAUUGCAUUCGAUCGGAACGCCAAUGAUGUUCGACUUGUCCACGAAACAUUGCACGAUUACCUAAAGACACAUCAGGUUGAGCUUUUUGAGAAUCCUCAUAUCUCUAUUUUGACGACUGUAGUCACCUAUCUAGGCUUCAAACCUUUUAGAGAGCCUGCCUCCAAGAUAAGGAACAAUUAUUGGUUCGAAGUACAACCAAUCUUGAAGACGUACAGUCUGACCGAAUACUGCUUUAGACAUUGGGAUUAUCAUGUCAAGCAAGUUGGAAUACCGGCGUUGCCUGUCGCACUUCAGAUUGCAGAGACAAUAUCAGCAUCUGAAAAUCUUCUGGAGUUUGUGAAACUGUUGCGACUAUUGCCGUCUCCAGUUUUUGAAGCAGAGAAAUUUACACCUUUGCACGUCGCGACGUUGUGGAAAAUAACUGCGUUGGCCUCGUUGAUCAUCAGAAAAGCCCCCUCCAUGCUGAACAACAAGUCAUCAUAUGGAUUUACACCACUACAUGUAGCUGCUGUUACGGGAGACUCUUCUUUUGUGGAGGAGUGCAUCAAGCUCGGUGCAGAUAUUUAUGCUCACGACAACCAAGGCAGAAUGCCAAUUCACCAUGCAGCAGCAUUUGGGAAUCAAUCACUAAUUUCUCAUUUAUUCAAACCGAAUGUUGGUGUCUCAACCACCACAGAGAAGUACCAUAUGAGUCCACUUCACGUUGCCAUUUCGAGUAAACACUUGGAAACUGUGACCGGUCUAUUGCAGCAUGGAGCUGACGCAAAUGCCGCGAUUCUUUCGACGAGACAGACUGUACUUCACUAUGCAUACCAGUUUUGUCCUAGCGCAAUCGAACCACUUCUUAAUUACGGAGCCACAUUAACGGCCAUCUCAAAGAAUGGCCGAACAUGCCUACAUUGGGCGUGUCUAUCAGGUAUUAUUCCCCCAACCAUGCGGCGAGUCUUCCAGGAUCAAUCGGUAGAGAGUCGAGAUUCGGACCACCGCACACCCCUCCAUAUUCUAUCAGAAGCAAGACAAGCAGAUAUAGAUACUGCGAGAUGGCUUGUGCAACUCGGAUUUGAUAUCAGUUCUAAGGACAAGAAUAAAAUGACGCCUUUGCACAUUGCCCUCCGCGCCGAAAAUUUCGAAUUAGCCGAUUUCCUGGUGGUAAAGAGAUGUGAUAUCGAUACUGUGAGCACUGAUGGUGACAUGCCAGCUUUGACAGCAGCACGGGAUAACCAAUGUCCAAAAGCCUUGCUUAUGAAGCUCGCAUGUAGACCUUUCAAGCCUGGCCGGGAUACCCUGCUUCAUCUGGCUGUCCGCCGCGAGAACGCAAACGAGGUAUACGGUCUGUUGGAAUGCAAACUUGACGCUAAUGCUCGGAAUAAGCGUGGCGAAACGCCACUUCAUAUCGCAGCUCGUCUGAGUUGUGUCAAAAGACAUUCCACUACAGAAAAAUCUCGAUCUGACCCUGUUACUCUUCUUCUGUCCAGCGGAGCAAAUCCGGAUGCGCAAUCCCAUGCGGGACUGACACCGAUUCAAAUCGCAGUCUUGCGAAAUUCGGAGCAACUACUGGGUCAGAUGCUGGGUUCUAAUGCGGGAUCAAACUCUUCUCGGCUCCGAAUCAUCAUCUGUUCCGAAUGA
Molecule: messenger RNA, 3408 nt
Organism: Talaromyces amestolkiae
Lineage: Eukaryota; Fungi; Ascomycota; Eurotiomycetes; Eurotiales; Trichocomaceae
Exons: 2
Coding region: 1-3408 (1135 amino acids)
Biological process (GO): protein localization to ciliary inversin compartment
Cellular component (GO): ciliary inversin compartment
Molecular function (GO): protein binding
Source: RefSeq, a predicted model, not a curated record